AAAUGUCGACAGCAAAUCUUUUUCUGAAAGCAUGUUUAAAAAUGGACCAUCGAACAAACUUAAAAUGGUGGCUGCAUUUUUUACUGCUUGCCCUCCUUUUUGGUGUUUCGUCUGGAGAGGUCCGCUACGUCCUACCCGAGGAGAUGCAGCGGGGAUCUGUAAUCGGCAAUGUUGCGCGGGAUCUGGGGAUGAAAGUGCCGGAGCUUAAUGCUCGUCGAGCCCGUGUUGUUGCAGAGGGAACGAGACAGCUGUGCGAACUGGACGCUGCGUCAGGGAAUCUUUUGAUCAGCCAACGGAUAGAUCGAGAGGAGCUCUGCGCGCAAGCCAGCGUCUGCACCCUACAGUACCAGCUCUUACUUGAAGAUCCCCUUCAAGCAUACAGCUUGGUUUUGGACAUUACAGAUAUAAAUGACAACAGCCCAGUGUUCGCUGCAGGGGAAAUAAAACUAGAUUUAGUCGAAUCCACAGUUCUGGGCAGGCGCUUUCCACUGGAGAGCGCGCAUGACCCCGAUCUGGGAACCAACUCUGUCCGUGAAUACAAACUGAGCCCGAAUCACCACUUUGCACUGGAAAUGAGCACUCAAAUAAACGGCAAUGCCUAUCUGGAGCUAGUUCUCAAAAAGCCAUUGGACCGGGAGGCACAAGCUGAACAUGUAUUGAAAAUCAAUGGGAUUGAUGGGGGGAAUCCAGUCAGAUCAGGAACUGCUUCUAUCUAUGUUCGUGUUUUGGACGCCAAUGACAAUGUCCCAGUUUUCAGCCAACGAGUUUAUAAAGCAUCUGUGCACGAGAACUCGCCCAUAGGGACUCUCAUAGCAACACUGAAUGCCACGGACUUCGAUGAAGGUGUCUAUGGAGAGGUGUCUUAUUCUUUCAGUCACCUAUCAGACAAGAUGGGAGGGGUUAUCGAAAUCAACCCUCUGAGUGGAGAAGUUCGUGUGGCAGGUCCCAUUGACUAUGAAGAGGCCAGUACGCACGAGCUGGAUGUUCAGGCAAAAGAUGGAGGAGGCCAAUCCUCUCACUGUAAACUCGUAAUUGAAGUCAUUGACGUAAACGACAACAAGCCCGUGAUAGAGGUUAAGUCAGCCUCUGCUAACGUGGCUGAAGACUCUAAACCAGGAACUAUGGUCGCUCUGAUGAAUGUUUAUGACCUGGACACUGGGAACAGUGGGCGUGUCACGUGUACGAUCGCAGACGAUGUCCCAUUUAAGUUUGUAUCAGAGGUCAAAAACUAUUACAUGUUAGUGACUGAUGGGAUGUUAGACAGGGAGUUUCAACCCGAGUUUAACAUCACAGUGACAGCCACUGACGCAGGCUCUCCCUCACUCUCUACUAUUAAGGUUUUAACAAUCGUGGUCAAUGAUAUAAAUGAUAACCCUCCGACUUUUACGCAGAGAGAGUACAAUGCCAACCUCUUGGAAAACCAACCCGUUGGCACGUUUGUGAUGAAAGUGAAAGCAGAGGACAUUGAUGACGGAUCUAAUGCUAAAACUCUGUACCAAAUAUCAAGGGACACAAACUCAGAGGUGUCCUCCUUUCUUACCAUCAACUCAGAAACAGGGGAGCUCUUCACGUCACGCCUCUUUGACUACGAACAGUCAGUUCACUUCCAAAUUAAGGUGACAGCUCGUGAUGGAGGCAGCCCUCCACUCUCCUCCACCUGCACCGUUAACGUUUUUAUUAAGGACCAAAACGACAAUACACCUGUUGUCCUGUACCCUGUCCAAACUCCAGGGUUCAUUGCUGAAGAUGUGGUGCCAGUUGAAGCACCCAGAGGUUACCUGGUUACUAAGGUUGUAGCUGUGGAUGCAGACUCCGGUCACAAUGCUUGGCUUUCUUAUAGAAUAAUCAAAGCAACGCAGCAUAACCUUUUUAUGGUCGGCCUCCAUACAGGAGAAAUCAGAACCGUGAGACCGUUUAUGGAGGACGAUGAAUCGAAACAGUCUGUUGUCGUUUUGGUUACAGAUAACGGGCCUGAUACUCUCUCAGCCACUGCUACAGUCAGUAUAGUCAUCGGUGACGGGCUGCCUGUUUUAAACGAACUCUUUGAGUUUGCAGAUGACUCACAGGACGGUGAUAAUUUAACGCUCUAUUUAAUCAUUGCCCUGGCAGCAGUUUCUUUUCUCUUAAUCCUUUUAAUCAGUGGCGUGUUUUAUUUUAAGCUCUGUCGGCGUGGUUAUGUUUACCGUUCAACCACCGCCAGUCUCCCCGUUUUCCCCACGGCCUACUGCCCCCCCAGUUUUACCGAUUUCAGCCGUUGUGGGACCCUGCUGAAAGACGAUCGCUACGACUCCUUCUUGACCACUGGGUCUUGGAGAGGCGAUUUCCGUUUCAGCUCAAACACAGACACAGACACAUUGAAACAAAGAAGUGCUGCCUAUCAGAAAAACACCUUGAGGCGCGCAAGCACAGACAGAGCUAGUCUGAAGAUCAGGGCAGGUGGACCGCAUCCAUGUUACGUGAUCACAUGAAGGUCCAACAAUAAAUCCUGUACAUAGGUUGUUAAAUGAUCCUGUGUGGUGAUUUUAAUUGGAGCCCUUUGACUGUCAAAUAUAAUUUAAUGGUUGUGAAGAAUUUUCUUGAGACAUGCAUAUUGUGGUUGUCUGUGCCUAAAAUGUGAACGAUUUUAUACACAAGUAUCCAUGCAUGACAAUUUUAUCAGUGGAUAAACAUCUUUUGUAAAUCUGUUUGCAUUUUGACCUCAAACUUCAGCUCCUCUGACCCUUUGAUCUGAUAUUGAUCAUAGAUGGUAAUCUUAACAUAAACUCCUUUGUUGUUUUUGUUUUGUUUUUUGUAUCCUGGCACAAAUUAAACCAUCAUUAUUAUUAUUAUCAGUUUUGUUUGUGGUUGGUUUCAUCAGUGAAGAAGUUUGCUACAAACCUAAUAACUUAAGUUUGGCCUUUUGUUUUUGCCUGGCUUUACCUAUUCUAUUCUUCUACUCUCUGACUAGUAAGUUGUUACUUCCUCGCCAUUGUCUCUUCUGUAUUUUUUAGAAUAACUUAGACACAACCUUCUGUUUUUUCUUAUUCAUAGUUUACAAAAACAUACUUAUAUACAACAUUUAUGAACAACAGCAGCUUAGUUAUUUUUGUUCUGUUUUGAAGUUAAAAGAUAAAUACUGCAUCGUUAUUUAGAAUGAGGUAUAAAUAAGCACAGUACUAAAAUGUCUAAUUUCCUGUAUUUUAAGUGCAUUGUAGACCUUUCUGAUAACUUAAUCACUGUGUAUUUUGGUAUUCUGAGAGCCAUACAGAAAAUCUGGACCUCACUGUUAAUCGCUGGCAUCAUCGAUGGUGUUUAACUUUGACAGAGUUUAUGUUUUAAAACAAUAUUUACAUAACUAUUAUUUUUUACUCAGAACACACUGCUGCCAAGUUUUAUAUGAUCAAAUUUUUGUCAGAGUAUAACACAUUGUUUGUUGUGUGACCGAGACCUAAUAAAAGCUUUGCACUACAAGAGUUGAAUUCAACAGUAUGUAAAUGAACUAUGCUUGUAUGUUGAUAACAAAAAAUAAACUUAAAGAGAA
This is a messenger RNA of Notolabrus celidotus (New Zealand spotty), 3520 nucleotides long. RefSeq names its product protocadherin beta-16. The transcript has a single exon. The record is from RefSeq and is a predicted model, not a curated record. The coding region runs from base 3 to 2468 and encodes 821 amino acids. Gene Ontology annotation, cellular component: plasma membrane. Gene Ontology annotation, biological process: homophilic cell-cell adhesion. Gene Ontology annotation, molecular function: calcium ion binding. Lineage: Eukaryota; Metazoa; Chordata; Actinopteri; Labriformes; Labridae.